Molecule: messenger RNA, 597 nt
Organism: Tremella mesenterica DSM 1558
Lineage: Eukaryota; Fungi; Basidiomycota; Tremellomycetes; Tremellales; Tremellaceae
Exons: 1
Source: RefSeq, a predicted model, not a curated record
AUGAUAGCCCGUCAGACGCUUUCCGCGGAGUUGGAAGAACGUAAUCGAGCCAGUGACGAUCGACUUCGAGAACAUGAAGAUCAAUCUGAUCUCAUUGUGGCCCUUCAAGCGGAAUUGACGCAAGAGAAAGAUCGCGCACAAGAUCUUGGGGUCCGAUUACAAGAAGCUUUGUUAGAUGUUGAUGGAUUGAAGAAUGCCGAACAUUCUCAUAUAUCUCAACUUCAUGCUUUGCAAGAAGAACGAUCCACCUUUCUAUGUACUCUCAGCGAAGAACAAGCUCGUCGACAGACUGUUGAAUCAGAAAUAUUCGGACUGAAAGCGGAACUCGAGGCUACAGCACAACAACUCCUAGAAGCUAGGAAAGAACGAGACACGGCGUUGAAGAAUCAAUCUGCCGAAGCUGAGAAAUUGAUGAGGGAUCAUAUAGCAGAAGCGGAUGGAGAUCGGGCUGUGUUGGAACAUCAAAACCUGACUUUGACAAAACAGGUAGAAGAUACCAAAGUGGAGAUGGAAGAGAAACUUUCAGCAGCGAAGAAUACCGCUAUCCGUCAGGCUGAUGGACUUCGGGCAGAACUAUCAUUCACCAAAGCCCAAUUA